Molecule: messenger RNA, 1233 nt
Organism: Cornus florida
Lineage: Eukaryota; Viridiplantae; Streptophyta; Magnoliopsida; Cornales; Cornaceae
Exons: 4
Coding region: 1-1233 (410 amino acids)
Source: RefSeq, a predicted model, not a curated record
AUGGGUAGGUUGGAGACUGUAGCGCGUAACAAAGGGAAAGGGAAAAGGAAAAUUAUAACGGUUCCAAAGGAGAUAAGUAUCCCUAAGAGUGGUGAGGUUGGUGAGAGUUCGAGAAUGGCAUCUGAGAGCGAUUCUAAUUAUGUGCCACGUGAAGAGGAGGUAGAUGAAGAUGACUAUGAAGAUGAAAAAGAAUUUGAGCCAGAGGCAAAUACUACUACAUCCUCUAAGACUAAAGAAAGUAUGCCGCGUCGUCCUGCUGGAGUGUUCGUUUUGUUCAAGUAUAAGAAGGUAGAAUACAAGAUUAAGGCCGGUUUCCAUAGAAGCACCAUUCUGAAAUUCAUAGAAAUAGUUGCGAAACUGAACUCUAAGAAAAGGAAGGAUGUGGAGGAUAUCGGUUUUGGAGUUCUGUUGGAGCUCAAGUGUUCCCAUUUGUCGACUCCACUCUUCAACUACUUGAUAGAACAAUUUAAGGCUGACAAAUGUGGCAUAAAACUGAAGGGCAAUCAGUUGUUGCCCAUAAAUGCGUUUGAGGUGCAUAACAUUUUGGGCUUACCUGCCGGUAUAAUGCCAGUGCCUACAUCCCAUCAGUUUUGUACAGACUGGAUAGAUGAGGGUGGAUAUCAGGAGUCGUUGUAUGUAGGCGAAUUGAUGAAAAGGGUUAUAGAAUGUGAAGCUGGAGAUGACUUUAAAAAGGCCUUUCUAUUAUGCGCAUGUGCGACUGUACUAACCCCAAACGGUCAUUAUCAUUCGCAUGUACAAGAAUUAUUGGCUGUUGACAAUGUCAAAGCAAUAAGUUCUUAUAACUGGUGCCUGUAUGUGGUGGACCAUGUGGUUGGUAGUUUAGGUGAUGCCAAGCUAAAAAGCGAGUAUGUUGGUUGCUUGAUUUUCUUGCAGCUGCUUUAUUUGAUGAGAUGUCAAGUGAAGUACCCAUGCUAUCCUACUAGAGAUAGAAACAGCCUAGCUUAUUGGGAUGAUGGCCUCGUAUGUGAUCGAUUGAAAUGGGAGGAACAGAUAGGAGGGUUUGGAAAUGGUCAGGAAAUAAGAAAAGAUGUAGAAAAUACAAAGACGUUGAAGAGAAAGGUUAAGGAAAUAGAGACUUUAAUGAAGAAGAAGUCAAAAAAGGAUUGUAGAGGUGAGGAGCAACAGUCUGCUGGUGAGCCACGAGAUGAAAAGGAUAGGGAGGAUAGGGAAACAGGUGCUAAGGGGGAAUCAUUUGAUGGGGAUGUAUUUUAG